Drosophila innubila is the source of this 498-nucleotide messenger RNA. RefSeq names its product formin-like protein 20. The record is from RefSeq and is a predicted model, not a curated record. NCBI's taxonomy places the organism in Eukaryota, Metazoa, Arthropoda, Insecta, Diptera, Drosophilidae. The coding region runs from base 1 to 498 and encodes 165 amino acids. The transcript has a single exon.
AUGUCCGCCACCGCCCGAGGACCAGCCGCCGCCGCCGCCUCCACCACCGCCGGACCAACCACCGCCUCCACCGCCGCCAUGUCCGCCACCACCGCCGCCGGCGCUGCAAAUAAUGAUCUUGACGGGAAUCAAUGUCACCACCGCCGCCGCCACCGCCGUAAUCCACCGCCGCCACCGCCGGAUGAUCAGCCACCGCCUCCACCGCCGCCUGAGACCAGCCACCGCCUCCACCUCCACCACCACCGCCAGGAGGACAUACCGCCGCCGCCGCCACCACCGCCGCUCUGUGAUUGUGACCUUGAUGACCUGGACAUCGCCUCCACCGCCGCCACCACCGCCAUGAUACCGCCGCCUCCGAGACCAGCCGCCUCCACCACCACCACCGCCUCCGCCCGAAGACCAACCACCGCCCGGCUUGGGCUUAGCCGUAACGCUGGCUGCGCCGAUCAGCAAAAGACACACAAAGGCCUAGAAAAGGUACAAAAAAAAAUUCUAUAG